CUGAUUACGGUAGCAAAUCUUCUUUCAGUUGUGAUAUCGUCAGUAUAUAACGUUGCUCUAGUGUCCUCAAACCCUUUUUCUAUCGAUCCAGAAACUGGCUACUUGAGCGCUCAUGUGUCCAAAUUGUAUGUCAUGGAGAAAGAGCGAAGUUUGGCAUUAUCCGCCAGAUUGGAGGCUCUAGAGAAAGAGCUAGAAUUUUUGAAAACAACGCUGCGUAAAAGUGCAACCAUAGCGAAAGGACCCAGCAAGACGUUUCCAGAUGUGCGAUUCCGAAACGAGGGACACCGCAAACGGAUCUUGGUCACCGGGGGUGCAGGGUUCGUUGGAUCACAUCUGGUUGAUAAGCUCAUGAUGGAUGGGCAUGAGGUGAUUGCUCUUGAUAACUAUUUUACCGGACGGAAGCGGAACGUUGAGCGAUGGAUAGGUCAUCCUAACUUCGAGUUGGUGCAUCAUGAUGUGGUCAAUCCAUAUUUCAUCGAAGUCGAUCAGAUCUAUCACCUGGCUUCACCGGCUUCACCUCCUCAUUAUAUGUAUAAUCCAGUAAAGACCAUAAAAACGAACACGCUCGGCACGAUCAACAUGCUAGGCUUAGCAAAGUUUGUGAACAUUUACAUCCUUGUUUGUAUCUUGUUUUGUGUGCAUAACUGUAUUUGUUUUUGGGCGAGUCAAAGCCACGAUAUUACUGGCGUCUACAUCUAUGGGGAUCCAGAAGUACAUCCACAACCUGAAAGUUACUGGGGACAUGUGAAUACGAUAGGACCACGUAGUUGCUACGACGAAGGAAAACGCGUGGCAGAGUCGUUAAUGGUUGCCUACAAUAAGCAGGAGCGUGUUCCCAUUCGCAUUGCUCGCAUUUUCAAUACGUUUGGGCCACGCAUGCAUAUGAAUGAUGGGAGGGUCGUAUCUAACUUUAUUAUUCAAGCGUUGCAGGGAAAUCCCAUAACUAUUUACGGGGAUGGUUCACAGACGAGGUCUUUCCAAUAUGUUGAUGAUUUGGUGGAUGGGUUGAUACUGCUGAUGAACAGUAACUGUUCAUUACCAGUCAAUCUUGGAAAUCCUGAAGAGUAUUCGAUCUCCAACUUCGCGCGUAUUAUAAAAGAUCUAGUUGGAAGUGAAAGCAUGAUUGUUAACAAAGACUCCCAAGAGGAUGAUCCACAGCAAAGGAAGCCGGACAUCUCAAGAGCUGCUAAGGAGUUGAAUUGGCAGCCACAGGUCUCGAUGCGAGACGGGUUGAUAAAGACGAUAGAAUAUUUUCGUGAGGAAAUCAAUGAACAUCACCGUCUCUCCUCUGAUGAUGACGCAAAGUAG
Molecule: messenger RNA, 1308 nt
Organism: Haemonchus placei
Lineage: Eukaryota; Metazoa; Nematoda; Chromadorea; Rhabditida; Trichostrongylidae
Source: the annotation of a GenBank genome assembly